GAAGCCGUGUGUGAUUGUCCUGUAAUUUAAUGUCUAAUUUAUAAGUCAGUUUUUUAAAUAUUUAUGUUAAUAAUUAAUUGAACAAUCAUAAAUUUAUUUAAUCUUCAUGAUGAACUUUUUACUAUAAAUUUUUUUACUCGGUAUGAAAUAUAGAUUUGGAGAACCAGAUUUUUGUAAGUGAUGGAUAACGUUAAGAAAAUGGAAGUUAUUGAUUUGGAGUCGGAAGAUGAGUCUUCUAAUACAAAAGAAGAGAAAGAUCCGCAUAAGGUGUCCAAGAAGCUGGUGGUGACAUGCAUCAAUUUCAAAUGUCCGUCAGGAGUUAAUAUGAAGACAGCCCCUAGUUUCGCAUGUUCAUACUACGGAGUCAAUAUGGCCAAGAAAAAGAAGCGAUUUAUUUGCGAAAAAUGUCUGGAAGCUGCUAUCGCGCAUCAGGAAGUUUUAGUAAAUGCUUUGUUAAAUAAAGAACCAUUACUGAAAUGCGAAUUUCCCGAUCAUACGAUGGAAGUUGAAAUAUCCGACAGCGACGAGUCAGGCAGCGAAAUGAGAGACUCUUCCUGUGAUGAAUACUUACCUGAAGAUGUCAUACAAAGUAUUGGCGAAAAUAUCGACAGUGCCUUGACGAGUGUCAUAAAAAAAUAUGACAUUGAUUUCCAGAUGAAAGAAUCACACAAUAUUUUAAAAUCACAAUUCGAUAAAAUAAACCACGAUAAUGAUAAACUGGAUCAGGACAUAAAAGAGAUGAUAUCUAAAAUGGAUUCAUUGAGAAAUAAUUUGUACAAAAACUUCAAACCAGAUAUAAAGUACAUACAAGAAUUACACAUUGAAGAUCCUCCAGCGGAUACGAUUCCUCAUCCUCUUGUGGCAACGAAGAAAGUAACGCAGAUAAGUCGUCCGCCGCCUGUGCCACCUCAACCCACCAUACAUCCGGACAAUCCGAUCGAAGUGAUGUCCGUUAAUCCAAAGGGUAAAUUGGGUAUAGAACACGGGCUGCCACCUCAAGGUAAUCUGAUAAGACGAGCUGCCGAAGUUGAAAAUAUAGUUUUAGUAAUGAAGCAUCCGUUACUGGCUUGGCGACGUGCCAAGGUACUUUCAAUAGUAUCUCGGACCCCCAUGACCUACCGUAUAAAAUAUGCGUCCAAGAAAUACAGCAGUCAGUCGAAACAAGUCUUUGGAAAACAACUGGCUAUUUUUGAAAAAUGUUCUGUCAUGAUUCCUGUAGCGACUAGAGUAGUUGCGUUGUUCAGCGACAGUAAAUCAAAUGAUUAUUACAGUGGUGUCAUUGCUGAACCACCCAAAAGUACCAAUAAAUGCAGGUACUUGGUAUUCUUUGAUGAUGGGUAUGCUCAGUAUGUUGCACACAAAGAUAUUUAUGUCGUCAGCGAGAGUUCUCUGCGUGUUUGGGAAGACAUACCUAUUGAGUCACGUGAGUUUGUUAAAAAGUAUUUGGAAACUUAUCCGGAACGUCCGAUGGUGAAGCUCCAGAAGGAACAGGUGGUGAAGACCGAGUGGAACGGCAAGUGGUGGAUCGCAAGAGUAAUUCAAGUAGACGCGAGUCUUGUCCAGAUGUACUUUGACGCCGAUGGACGGACUGAAUGGAUCUAUCGAGGUUCUGCUCGUCUCGGGCCACUGUUCCUAGAACUUUUGAAAGCCAGCGCACGUCAACAAGGACAUCAUGCUUCUAUAAAUACUCCUACUCGCCAAAGGUUAACUGGAACUUUGAAUAAAAAUAAUUUGCCCUACGUCGAGUAUACUUCGGUUAAUGGGGAGCAGGAAGCUGAUAUGACAACACAGAGUGCUCAAUCUCAAGCUCAAAGUCAAACUCAAAAACUAGCAGCUGCGUUUUCAAAAGAAAUUCCCAGCGUUGCAGCACCAGUGCAAUCACGUGCUGUUGCUAAAAAGAGUACCAGCAAACGAUCAAGCACUCCUGCCGUUGUUGAAAUUCCUCAGAACUUUGCUGCUAAUUCCGAGACAAAACCUUCUCACAGUAUUGUUUACUACCAAACGCAAAAUAAAAUUCAAACUCGUAAAUUUGUUGCUCACAAAUGCGGGCCCACUUGUAUCAAAGGAAUAUCAUUUACGCCAGCUGAUCUCAAGGGUUACUCGCCGCUAUCAAUUCCACUUUUGUGUGGAUGGAAUCGCCAGUUGUGUAAAUUUCCUAAAGGAAAGAAAGUUAUUUUGUACCAAGCGCCUUGUGGUGCUCGACUACGUAAUAUGGAAGAAGUUCACAAGUAUCUUCGUAUUACUCAGAGCACAAUGUCCGUUGAUUUGUUUGAUUUUGACUACUGGGUUCAUUGUCUGGCGGAGUUUGUUCUAGAUAAAUGUUUUGUAAACAUAAAAGAUUUAAGUUACGGCGUUGAAAAUGUACCGAUACCCUGUGUCAAUGAGAUUGAUCAUAAAUUACCGGACACUAUUACUUACAGCACUAUCAGAGAACCUACUGAGGGAGUUAAUCUCAACACAGAUCCCGACUUUUUGUGCUCUUGUGAUUGUGAAGAUGAUUGCCAAGAUAAAAAUAAAUGUCAAUGCUGGCAAUUGACAAUUCAAGGAGCGACAUUUGGCGGACGUGUACCCAAUCCUGCAGUGGGAUACGUUUACAAAAGACUUCCUGAGCCAGUAACUACUGGUAUCUAUGAGUGUAAUUCGAGAUGUAAAUGCUCUGUUAAAACAUGUUUGAAUCGCGUUGUUCAACAUCCGCUGAGUUUGAAAUUACAAGUAUUUAAAACAGCGCCGAGGGGCUGGGGCAUCAGAUGUCUCAAUGACAUUCCGCUUGGUUCGUUUAUUUGUAUCUACGCUGGCCGGUUGUUGACAGAACAGGGCGCGAAUGAGGGUGGUAAAAAUUAUGGAGAUGAAUAUUUAGCGGAAUUGGAUUAUGUUGAGGUAGUGGAGGGUAUCAAAGAAGGCUUUGAAGCAGAAGCAUUCGAGCCGGAAAUAAACAAUGCAACUGUCAGCGAAGAAACCAACAAAGAAAAGAAACAGCCUGAGGAAGAACGUCCAGUAGCUGAUACCAGUACUGGCGCUACCAGUAAUGCAGUCGCCCGCAAAAAGACGACCAAUGAUUCAGAUGAAGAAUUUAAUAUUCAGCAGUUUAAUAACGAAUACGCGCGGAUAGACACUGACCCUGCAGAUGCUGGUAACAUGAAAAGCCGGCUGAGGAAACGGAAAAAGAGCACUGAUGAAGGACCGGAUACUUCUGAAGACAAGAGCGAAGACGGCAGCACCGGCAAAGGUUCCAAUACUACCGACAAAGGCGAGGAUGGCAGCGACGAAGACGAUAAAGGCAGCGGCGGAAUGCGAGAGCCUUGUAGAUUUGAACCCAGUGUUGAUGCUUCUCAAGUCGAAACAAUGAAAUUUAAAUCUGUAAGAGAUUUCUUUGGUGAAGAUGAAGCUGUUUAUAUUAUGGAUGCUAAAACUACGGGAAAUAUUGGCCGUUAUUUAAAUCAUUCCUGUGAUCCAAAUGUCUUUGUCCAAAAUGUUUUCGUGGAUACUCACGACGUAAGGUUUCCAUGGGUUGCAUUUUUCGCCUUGAAUUUCAUCAGAGCUGGGCAGGAAUUGACUUGGAACUACAGCUAUGACGUAGGAAGUAUUCCCGGUAAAGUUAUUAUUUGUAAAUGCGGUGCAUCGAAUUGUCGUGGGCGACUAUUGUAAACAAUUUUUUAAUGUUUUUGUCCAUUUUCUCAUAAAUAAAUAAAAUAAAUAAUUAAUAACUU
Molecule: messenger RNA, 3707 nt
Organism: Microplitis mediator
Lineage: Eukaryota; Metazoa; Arthropoda; Insecta; Hymenoptera; Braconidae
Gene: egg
Product: histone-lysine N-methyltransferase SETDB1
Exons: 5
Coding region: 181-3645 (1154 amino acids)
Biological process (GO): negative regulation of gene expression; heterochromatin organization
Cellular component (GO): nucleus
Molecular function (GO): protein binding; histone H3K9 methyltransferase activity; DNA binding
Source: RefSeq, a predicted model, not a curated record